Messenger RNA from Plasmodium adleri (nom. inval.), 915 nucleotides. Its product is annotated as 26S proteasome regulatory subunit RPN12, putative. The transcript has a single exon. Lineage: Eukaryota; Apicomplexa; Aconoidasida; Haemosporida; Plasmodiidae. The record is from RefSeq and is a predicted model, not a curated record. Gene Ontology annotation, biological process: proteasome-mediated ubiquitin-dependent protein catabolic process. The coding region runs from base 1 to 915 and encodes 304 amino acids. Gene Ontology annotation, cellular component: cytosol; proteasome regulatory particle, lid subcomplex; proteasome regulatory particle.
AUGUCGAGGGAAUUAGAAGAAUGCGUAAAAUUAUUUAAAGAUUUAAUUUGUUGUUAUAAUAACAUUAAUGAAAAAGAAUUAAUAGAAGGAACAAAUAAUGAUUUAGAUAGCAUGCUAAAUUUGAAUGAGGAUAUAAGUAUUCCAACUGUUUGUGAUAUAAAUAAAUGUAAGGAGAUUUUAUCUAAAUUAAAAUUAUUAGUAAUUCAUUUACCUUCACUUAAUCCUUUAAUAUCCAUUGGAGAAAAAGAUAUAAGAGAAUUAUUAAUAGUAAGAGAAAUAUUAGAAAAAGGUGUUAUUAUAUCUAUAAGAGAUAAUGAUAUAAAAUCUUUUAAUAUAUAUAUAGCUCAAUUAUUUAUAUAUUAUUUUGAUUAUAAGGAUAUAUUACAAAAAAGUAAGAAACAAAAUGCUAUCAUUGGUUUGUAUUUAUUAUAUUUAUUAGCAUAUAAUUCUAUAGGAGAUUUUCAUAUGACCUUAGAAAUAUUAUCAUUAGAAGAUCACAAUGAUAUAUAUAUUAAAUAUGUAUUAACCUUAGAACAAAAUAUAAUGGAUGGAUUUUUUCAUCAUGUAUUAACAAGAAAAGAAGACAUUCCUUUAUAUUUAUAUGAAUCUUUUAUGCAAAAAUUAUAUACAACCAUUAGAUUUAAAUUAAUUGAUUGUAUUUUGGCUUCCACUACUUCAAUACAUGUAUUAUAUACAUGUGAAUUAUUAAAAUUUUCAAACGAACAAAAUUUAUAUGAUUUUAUUAUUCAAUAUAAUGAAACAAAAAAUAAUCAAGGGGAAUACAAUUCUGUUUGUGAAAUUAAAAAUAAUUAUGUCGUCUGUAAAAAUCAAAUGGUUUCUAUGCAAGAAUUACCAUCAUUGGAAAUAAUUAAUAAUUCUAUAGGAUAUGCUACAGAACUUGAGAGAAUAGUAUAG